Molecule: messenger RNA, 1632 nt
Organism: Aspergillus aculeatus ATCC 16872
Lineage: Eukaryota; Fungi; Ascomycota; Eurotiomycetes; Eurotiales; Aspergillaceae
Product: scramblase family protein
Exons: 3
Biological process (GO): plasma membrane phospholipid scrambling
Cellular component (GO): plasma membrane
Molecular function (GO): phospholipid scramblase activity
Source: RefSeq, a predicted model, not a curated record
AUGUGGAGUGCCAUACUCCGACCAUCGCAUACGCGAUGCUUUCGAACGCCCGGCCGGGCAUUCGCCAGUUCACUGAAUCGCGGACGAGUUAAUCCUCGUGGCCCUCGCAAUUCAAUUCGCAGACCAGAACCCAUCAGACGAGAUGUGCCAUUAUCGCAAUCCUCCGAUCCACAACAACAACAACAACCUCCUCCUUCCGACUCACCAAAUCCCCACUACGAUCCCUCUCAGAACACACUACUUGCCCCCGUUCACAUCCUCGAAGAUCCUCAUGGAGUGAUCAAAGAGAGCCACCCGGCAACAUCCAUCCUGGCGAAUUCGGGCCUGGUUGUUCAACGCCAGCUAGAGUUGAUGAAUGUCUUGAUCGGAUUUGAACAAGCCAACAAAUAUGUUGUCAUGGAUGCCAAUGGAAACCAUAUCGGUUUCAUGGCAGAGCAAGAGAAGGGCGUGGGAAAUAUGAUGGCGAGGCAGUGGUUCAAUACACAUCGAAGCUUCGUCACGCAUGUCUUUGACAAACAUGAGAAUGAAGUGUUGCGGUUCCACCGCCCAUUCUCGUGGAUCAACUCCCGUAUCCGUGUCUACGACCCUCUCGAGGUGGCUAAGAGUGCCCAUUCCACGUCCACGGCUCUACAGGCCAAUUCUGCGAACUCACUAGCUCAAGCCUCCGGUGAUUCGAAUGCCCGCGUUUCGUCCCUCGGUUUCGACGACAUGCGAGUCAUUGGAGAAGCCCAGCAGCAAUGGGCCCCGUUACGUCGCAAGUACAACCUGUUCACAUAUCACCAUUCGCCCAAUUCGGCCUUAGACAUGGGAACGAAGACACUACCACUCGAACAGACCGGUUUGUCAAGCUCCCAGCAAAUGCAGCUGGUCCAGUCUUCGCAGGCUGGUCAGACUGCGGGUGCCUAUAAUCAGUUCGCGUAUGUCGAUGAACCGUUCCUAUCGUGGGAUUUUGCUCUCCGUUCCGCUGACAGCCGGCUGAUUGGUUCUGUCAACCGGAAUUUCGCCGGGUUUGCCCGCGAGUUUUUCACGGACACUGGAGUGUAUGCCUUGCGGAUGGACUCUGCCUCUCCUAGCGAGCAGACACCCGAACAGUCCGGCGCCGUGACUGCAAUGAGUUUAGACCAGCGCGCUGUCAUGCUGGCCACUGCAGUCAGCAUUGACUUUGACUACUUCAGUCGCCAUAGCGGCGCCGGCGGCUUUGGCUUCAUGCCCCUCUGGCUUCCUGGUUUCGGUGGAGAGGCCGCCGCCGGGGGAGCUGCCGCAGGGGGUGCUGUCGCUGGCGAGGCCGGGGCCGCUGGAGCUGCUGGGGCCGUUGGAGAAGCUGCUGCAGGUACUGUCGGUAGGGCUGGGGCUGGGGCCGCCGGCGGCUUAGCUGAUGGUGCAAUGGCAGGUGCAGCAGGUGCCGGCGCCAUGGCAGGAUACGACGCCAUGUCGCGGGGCGUGGGAGGAACUCCACCAGCUUCCCCUCCCGACUCUCAAGCUGCACCUGGAGGUCAGCAACCUCCGGCAGAAGGUCAGACGGGUCCAUACGGGGACGUCUGGGCCGAUGAACAACAAGAGAAACCCGGGGAUCAUAGAGAAGACCCGUGGGCGGAUGAGGAAGAUGAUAGAGGCGACGGGGGUGAUGGUGAU